AUGGAUCUGGCGGUGGCGGCUGUGGGGGGCGCGGGUGCGGCGCCGCAGCACCAGCAGGUCCGCGAUGAGGUGGCCGAGAAGUGCCAGAAGUUGUUCUUGGACUUCCUAGAGGAGUUCCAGAACAGCGAUGGGGAGGUCAAGUACCUGCGAGAUGCUGAGGAACUGAUCCGGCCAGAGCGGAACACACUGAUCGUCAGCUUUGCAGAUUUGGAGCAGUUCAAUCAGCAGCUCUCUACCACUAUUCAGGAGGAAUUUUACAGGGUUUAUCCUUACCUGUGUCGAGCAACAAAGGCUUUUGCCAGAGACCACGGAAAUGUUCCUGCAAACAAGGAUUUUUAUGUUGCGUUCCAGGACCUGCCUACCAGACACAAAAUUCGAGAACUGACUUCAGCAAAGAUUGGCUCCCUGCUGCGCAUCAGUGGGCAGGUGGUUCGUACCCACCCCGUGCAUCCCGAGCUGGUCAGUGGAACCUUCCUGUGCCUCGACUGCCAGACAGUGAUCAAAGAUGUGGAGCAGCAGUUCAAAUACACCCAGCCAAACAUCUGCAGAAACCCAGUCUGUGCCAACAGAAGGAGAUUCCUGCUGGACACAAACAAAUCAAGAUUUGUUGAUUUCCAAAAGGUGCGCAUCCAGGAGACGCAGGGGGAGCUGCCGCGCGGCAGCAUCCCGCGCAGCCUGGAGGUGAUCCUGCGCGCAGAGGCCGUGGAAUCCGCCCAGGCGGGUGACAAAUGUGACUUCACUGGCUCACUGAUCGUCGUGCCUGACGUGUCCCAGCUCGCCACACCAGGGUUGCGUGCAGAAACCGGCUCGCGGGUGACGGGGACAGAGGGAUAUGAAACCGAGGGCAUCCGGGGGCUGCGCGCCCUCGGCGUCCGGGAGCUCUCCUACAAACUCGUCUUUCUGGCUUGUUACGUGGCACCCACAAACCCACGGUUUGGUGGAAAAGAGCUCCGAGAUGAAGAACAGACUGCAGAAAGCAUUAAAAACCAAAUGUCUGUGAAAGAGUGGGAAAAGGUUUUUGAAAUGAGCCAAGAUAAGAACCUUUACCAUAAUCUGUGCACCAGCCUCUUCCCUACUAUCCAUGGUAAUGAUGAAGUAAAACGUGGGGUCCUGCUGAUGCUCUUUGGAGGAGUUCCCAAGACCACUUCAGAAGGCACUUCACUGCGUGGGGACAUCAAUGUCUGUGUUGUUGGUGAUCCAAGUACAGCCAAGAGUCAGUUCCUAAAGCACGUGGAUGAGUUCAGUCCCCGUGCUGUGUACACCAGUGGCAAAGCCUCCAGCGCUGCAGGUCUGACGGCAGCUGUGGUGAAGGAUGAGGAGUCCCACGAAUUUGUCAUCGAGGCUGGAGCACUGAUGCUGGCAGAUAACGGUGUUUGUUGCAUUGAUGAAUUUGACAAGAUGGAGGUGCGGGAUCAAGUAGCCAUUCAUGAGGCCAUGGAACAGCAGACAAUAUCCAUUACUAAAGCUGGAGUGAAGGCUACUCUGAAUGCCAGGACCUCCAUUUUGGCUGCAGCAAACCCAGUUGGUGGCCGCUAUGACAGAUCCAAGUCACUGAAACAAAAUAUCAACCUGUCAGCUCCCAUCAUGUCCCGCUUUGAUCUCUUCUUCAUCCUCGUGGAUGAGUGUAAUGAGGUGAUCGAUUACGCCAUUGCCCGGCGCAUCGUGGAUCUGCACUCCAGAGUGGAGGAGUCUGUUGACCGUGUCUAUUCCUUGGAUGAUAUCAGAAGAUAUCUACUGUUUGCAAGACAGUUUAAACCAAAGAUAUCCAAGGAGUCUGAGGACUUCAUAGUGGAGCAGUACAAGCGGCUGCGGCAGCGCGAUGGCUCCGGAGUGGCCAAGUCCUCCUGGAGGAUCACAGUGAGGCAGCUGGAGAGCAUGAUCCGCCUGUCUGAGGCCAUGGCCCGCAUGCACUGCUGUGAUGAGGUUCACCCAAAACAUGUGAAGGAAGCUUUCAGGCUUUUAAAUAAGUCCAUCAUUAGAGUUGAGACUCCUGAUGUCAAUUUAGACCAAGAUGAUGACCAGCAAAUGGAGGAUCAAGAGGACCAAGAUGGAGUCAAUGGUGAGGCAGAAGCUCCAGCUGGGGUCAAUGGCCUUGUGAAUGGGAUCAAUGGCCAUUCUGAGGAUGUGAGCAAGGAUGCUGCACCCAAAGCUUCUCUCAGGCUGGGCUUCUCUGAGUACCGACGCAUCUCUAAUCUCCUGGUGCUGCACCUCAGGAAAGCAGAGGAAGAAGAGGAUGAUGCAGCACUAAAGAGGAGUGAACUUAUUAAUUGGUAUCUAAAGGAAAUUGAAUCUGAAAUCGAAUCUGAAGAAGAACUAAUUAAUAAAAAGAAGAUCAUAGAGAGAGUCAUUCACCGACUUACACAUUAUGACCACAUUCUGAUCGAACUGUCCCAGUCAGGACUGAGAGGAUCCAGAGAAGAGGAGACUUUUGAUGAUGAUCCAUACCUGGUUGUCAACCCCAACUAUCUGCUGGAGGACUGAGGGCUGAGAAUGGCAUUGUAACCAGACAUCACUGGUUACAAGUUGGAAAAUGCAUUCUUUUCUUGCAGGGCUUGCUGUGUGGCUAAUUGCUUAAAUUCCUAUGACUGUGCCAGAGUGUGGUCAGUAAUAUGUGAUUUCUCAUUUACACUGAGCACACCUAGAAAGCUUUUAAAGACAUCACACACAUGUAUUAGUUCCACUGUUAGCUCUGAAUUUCAGUGCCAUCAUCUGGAUGCAGAGGAGAAUCACCCAAUAGCUAUUUUCAUCAUCAAGCUAUGUAGAUGUUUCUAUUUUAAAUAAGAUUGAUUUUACAUUGUUCUUCUUUAGUAGACAUUUUAUGCUAUAGGUUUUUACUGUUUUUCUUAUUAACAUAAAUAAAAGCUCAUUAAAUGU
Messenger RNA from Melospiza georgiana, 2874 nucleotides. RefSeq names its product minichromosome maintenance complex component 6 (gene MCM6). NCBI's taxonomy places the organism in Eukaryota, Metazoa, Chordata, Aves, Passeriformes, Passerellidae. The transcript is spliced from 17 exons. The record is from RefSeq and is a predicted model, not a curated record. Gene Ontology annotation, cellular component: MCM complex; nucleus. The coding region runs from base 1 to 2481 and encodes 826 amino acids. Gene Ontology annotation, biological process: DNA replication initiation; double-strand break repair via break-induced replication; mitotic DNA replication. Gene Ontology annotation, molecular function: single-stranded 3'-5' DNA helicase activity; ATP binding; single-stranded DNA binding.